UAAGAAGGAAUAAAUAUGUCUUUAUUCUAUUCCAGAUCGCCAGAAUACAGAUACUUCAAACCAUGGUUGGGAGAUGGUCUCCUUAUUUCCACCGGCCAGAAAUGGAGGGCUCACAGGAAACUCAUUGCCCCCACUUUCCACUUGAACGUGUUGAAGUCCUUCAUCGAUCUCUUCAACAAGAACAGCAGAGAAACCGUUAAGAAACUAGAAGGAACUCUUGGAAAGGAAUUCGACUGUCAUGAUUACAUGUCAGAAGCGACAGUAGAAAUCCUGUUAGAAACUGCAAUGGGUGUGAGCAAGAAGACUCAAGGCCAGAGUGGAUACGACUACGCCAUGGCCGUGAUGAAGCUGUGCGAGAUCCUCCAUCUCAGGCAUGCCAAACUCUGGUUCAGACCAGACCUCAUUUUCAACCUGACCAAUACCGCCAAGUAUCAGGAAAAAUUGAUCGGCGUUAUCCACAGUCUGACUCGCAGAGUUAUUCAGAAAAAGAAGGCUGACUUCGAACAAGGCAUCCGAGGUUCCACAGCUGAACUCCCCGACGAAUACAAAACCAGCAAACUCGAAAAGAACGUACCACUAAAAACAACCACCCUCGAGGGCACUUCCUACGGCCAGUCUGUAGGUCUCAAGGACGAUCUUGACGUAGACGAUGACGUAGGCGAAAAGAAGAGAAUGGCCUUCUUGGACUUGAUGAUCGAAGCCUCCCAAAACGGUGUCGUCAUCAACGACGAAGAAAUCAAAGAGCAAGUGGACACCAUCAUGUUCGAAGGUCACGACACCACAGCCGCUGGUUCCAGUUUCUUCCUGUGCCAGAUGGCUGCCCAUCCAGAGAUACAAGAGAAGGUUGUGCAGGAGUUGGAUGAGAUCUUCCAGGGAUCGGACAGGAUGGCUACUUUCGCCGAUACGUUGGAAAUGAAGUAUUUGGAGAGGUGUCUUUUGGAAACUCUGAGGUUGUUCCCUCCAGUACCUAUUAUUGCGCGUCAGCUUCAGCAGGAUGUUAAAUUGGCUUCUAAUCCAAAUUUGACUCUUCCUUCUGGAGCCACCAUUGUCAUUGCUCAGUUCAAAGUCCACCGUCUGGAAGAAAUUUACGGCCCCAAUCCAGACAAGUUCGACCCAGAUAACUUCUUGCCAGAAAGAGCAGCCAACAGGCACUACUACGCGUUCAUUCCUUUCAGUGCUGGACCUAGGAGUUGUGUCGGUCGCAAAUACGCCAUGUUGAAACUGAAAAUCCUUCUAUCCACCAUCCUACUAAACUACAAGAUCAAAUCCAACUACAAGGAGGAAGACUACAAACUACAGGGUGAUAUUAUUCUUAAGAGAGCGGACGGAUUCAAGAUUUCCUUGGAGCGCAGAAAGCCCUUAAGUGCCACUGCCUAA
Molecule: messenger RNA, 1377 nt
Organism: Sitophilus oryzae (rice weevil)
Lineage: Eukaryota; Metazoa; Arthropoda; Insecta; Coleoptera; Curculionidae
Product: cytochrome P450 4g15-like
Molecular function (GO): heme binding; iron ion binding; oxidoreductase activity, acting on paired donors, with incorporation or reduction of molecular oxygen
Source: RefSeq, a predicted model, not a curated record